AUGGAAAUGGACGUCCCGUAUCGGUUUCCCUUGGAGGACGCACGCUGGCGAAAGCACCUCUCGGAGGAGGGCUUCGUGGUUCUCGCCGGGGCACUCUCGCCUGAGGAGGUUGAGACAGGGAAGGAUCUCUUGUGGACCGACCUCGAGGCUGCCUAUGGCGUGGCACGGGACAGCCUCGAGUCCUGGAAGAAGUGGCCCCUAAGCUGCACGGGCCUCAAUACCAUGAUCACCCAGGAUGCUGGGGCCUGGUAUGUAAGAGCUCGGCCUGGGGUCAAAGCUGCCUUUGAACAGAUCUGGGAGUCUCCAGACCUGAUUGUCUCCAUGGAUGCCCUCCUCAUCUGGCGGCCCUGGUGGCUGGAGGCCGGCUGGCGGCCCUGCACAGAGGGCCUUCACCUGGAUCAGAACCCGUUCAGCAAGCCGGACUUGGAAACUGUCCAAGGCAUGGUCCCUUUGCUGACUGUCAACGCCACCACCGGGGGCUUAGAAGUGGUGCCUCGCAGCCACACGCCCGAGGCGAAGGCCGACCUUUGUCGCGAGUACCCGCACUUGAAAUACACUGGAGAUUGGUGCCCCCUGGAUCGGUCAUAUGAAGAUGCAGUCCUCUUGCACGCUGAGCCGGGAGACCUCGUCUUAUGGGACUCGCGGACAAUCCAUGGAGGGCGUGUGGGGGACGGACAGGUCGAGUCCUUGCCACGUUCUCUGGACCUCGCCAGGCUCUCGGUGACUGUGGCAAUGGUUCCGCGCGCGCGAGCAACCCCGGAGGUUCUGCAGGCUCGGAGAGAAGGUUUCCUGAAAGGGCGAAACUUCAACCACUCGCCCCACGAAGCGGGCACAAGCUCCGGCACGGUGGCCAGUAGAUCUAAGAAGCGCCACUCAAUGACUGAGCUCAACGAAUCGCAGCUCGCAUUGCUCUAG
Messenger RNA from Symbiodinium natans, 915 nucleotides. Lineage: Eukaryota; Dinophyceae; Suessiales; Symbiodiniaceae. The record is from the annotation of a GenBank genome assembly.